Messenger RNA from Musca vetustissima, 851 nucleotides. RefSeq names its product UV excision repair protein RAD23 homolog A-like. Gene Ontology annotation, cellular component: nucleoplasm; cytosol. The transcript has a single exon. Gene Ontology annotation, molecular function: proteasome binding; damaged DNA binding; ubiquitin binding. The record is from RefSeq and is a predicted model, not a curated record. NCBI's taxonomy places the organism in Eukaryota, Metazoa, Arthropoda, Insecta, Diptera, Muscidae. Bases 12 to 851 code for a protein of 279 amino acids. Gene Ontology annotation, biological process: nucleotide-excision repair; proteasome-mediated ubiquitin-dependent protein catabolic process.
CUAUAUUUAAGAUGAAACUCCAGGUGAAGACACUAAACCAGAAGUCUCUCGUUGUGGAAAUCGACGAGGACAAAACAGUCUAUGAGCUGAAAAAAGAAUUGUCGCUGUACCCCGACGUGGGGGUAAGUCCGGAAUUGCAAAAAUUGAUUUAUGCCGGUAAAAUACUCGAGAACGAAGAUAAAAUCAGUUCGUACAACAUCGAUGUGAAGAAAUUUCUGGUAAUCAUGAUACUGAAACAGCCUUUACCGGUGCCCACGGCAGUUCCGAAAAAGGAAGCUGAAGAGAAAAAGGCUGCAGCAGUUGAUGAGGCUACAACACCCAAAGAAACUAAAACAACAGCGGCGUCAGAAGCGGAAUUUAAAACCCCUACAACACCAGCAGCAGCAGCGACGACACCAUCCACUCCUGCUGCCGUUACCACCACACCGGUAUCAACAAAUCCCGAAACAGAGGCUAUGGUCGCCCAAAUAGUCAGUAUGGGUUAUGUGGAACAUGAUGUUCGUCGGGCGUUGAAGGCAAGUUUUAACAAUCCCGAGCGAGCCAUUGAAUACCUAAUCGAAGGCAUACCCACAUCACCGUCCACACCCGAAGGUGACAGCUAUAUCGAGGACACAGAUGCCGACUUGUCAAUGACUCCGUUUGAGGUAUUCCGUGGUGAUCCGGUAUUUCACAAUUUACGCAGUGCCCUACAACAACACCCCGAGUUGAUCGAUGUGGCCAUCCAACGAAUUGGUGAAACCAACCCAGCUCUCUUGGAGUUGAUUAGUGAAAAUCAAGAGGAAUUCCUCAGUAUGCUGUUAGAUGGUUCCGAUGAUGAUGAGGAAGACGACGAUGAGGAGGAUGACGAAUGA